AUGCAAUCAAUGGAUGCGCUGAAUCGCUUCUACCUCUCCGUCAACGUCAUCCAGCUCCUCGAUGUCGGUGUCCGUCUGGUCGUGCGAAUGGCAGCUCUUCGCGCCAGAGAUGCCCAGAAUCAGAGCCGGACAGAAGAUAGUCGGCUCGUUCACUAUCAGUCGCGCCCUGCGCAAGCCUUUCCAGGCCUCUUCAAUGUCAUGACGAUCCCCUGUUCUCCCACCAGCCAGUUCGUCUACUUUAUCGACGAGCUGAGGAACAUACACUUGGUCCACUUGUCCGCAUGUGCCAAAACUCAGGACAUUGUCAGAUUUGCCUUCUGGGCCUUCUGGGCCUUUCGAGGGUCCAGCGAUCCACAUCUCCGUCUUCGGCUCCAACGGGGUGAGUUCUGGCUUCUCCCGGAGUAUGGAUGCAGCGCUCCGUCAGGAAAUUAUGUUCCCCUACGGUAUUCGAUCGUUGAUUCGGGGCGGCAACUUGUCCUGGCAGAUAACUAUGAACGCACGGUGCAGCCGGGUGCAGUCUUUUACCUGCGGUCUCCUCCGGAUAUCAGCAAGGAAGCCUGCGAUGUAUUGCAUGCGACGUGGGGUGCGAUACCUGGGGAUGUCCGACAGCAACUGGUGGCAGAGUUCGGCUUGACAUAG
Molecule: messenger RNA, 639 nt
Organism: Exophiala spinifera
Lineage: Eukaryota; Fungi; Ascomycota; Eurotiomycetes; Chaetothyriales; Herpotrichiellaceae
Exons: 3
Coding region: 1-639 (212 amino acids)
Source: RefSeq, a predicted model, not a curated record